Molecule: messenger RNA, 2492 nt
Organism: Astrephomene gubernaculifera
Lineage: Eukaryota; Viridiplantae; Chlorophyta; Chlorophyceae; Chlamydomonadales; Astrephomenaceae
Source: the annotation of a GenBank genome assembly
CUUACAUUGGUGUUCUUAUACAGAACGUCCUACUUUCCUGUGCGCCUUAAACAUGGCGCAGUGGAAGGCGGCCGUGCUGCUUCUAGCGGUGGCAUGCGCCUCUUAUAGCUUUGGUGUUUGGGCGGAAGAGGAGAAGCUUGGCACCGUCAUCGGCAUUGACUUGGGUACCACGUACUCUUGCGUGGGUGUCUACAAGAAUGGUCGUGUAGAAAUCAUCGCAAACGACCAGGGCAACCGUAUCACGCCGUCUUACGUUGCUUUCACGGACAGCGAGCGUCUGAUCGGUGAUGCGGCCAAGAACCAGGCGACUGUCAACCCGAAGCGCACCAUCUAUGAUGUGAAGCGUUUGAUCGGUCGCAGGUUCGAGGACAAGGAGGUGCAGCGCGAUAAGAAGCUGGUUUCUUAUGACAUCGUCGACAAGAAUGGCAAGCCUUACGUGUCUGUUGACGUCGGCGGCGAGAACCGCGUUUUCAGCCCCGAGGAGAUCUCAGCGAUGAUUCUGCAGAAGAUGAAGGAGACGGCGGAGGCGUACCUGGGCAAGACCGUCAAGCAUGCUGUUGUGACCGUGCCGGCCUACUUCAACGAUGCUCAGCGCCAGGCCACCAAGGAUGCGGGCACGAUUUCAGGCCUGAACGUUGUCCGCAUCAUCAACGAGCCCACCGCAGCUGCCAUUGCUUACGGUCUUGACAAGAAGGGUGGCGAGAAAAACAUCCUUGUCUUUGAUCUGGGUGGUGGCACCUUCGAUGUGUCUAUUCUUACCAUCGACAACGGUGUCUUCGAGGUUAUUUCCACCAACGGCGACACCCACCUGGGUGGCGAGGACUUCGACCAGCGUGUUAUGGAGUACUUCAUUAAGCUGAUAAAGAAGAAGUACAAGAAGGAUGUCAGCGGUGAUGCCCGUGCGCUGCAGAAGCUCCGCCGUGAGGCUGAGCGUGCCAAGCGUGCCCUGUCCAGCCAGCACCAGGUUCGCGUGGAGAUCGAGGCUCUGUACGACGGCAUCGACCUGUCGGAGCCGCUCACCCGCGCCCGCUUCGAGGAGCUCAACAUGGACCUCUUCAAGAAGACCAUGGGGCCCGUCAAGAAGGCGAUGGACGACGCCAACCUGAAGAAGAGCGAGAUCGACGAGAUUGUGCUGGUGGGCGGCUCCACGCGCAUCCCCAAGGUGCAGGAGCUGCUCAAGGAGUUCUUCGAAGGCAAGGAGCCCAACAAGGGAGUCAACCCGGAUGAGGCGGUGGCCUACGGAGCGGCGGUGCAGGGAGGCAUUCUAGGCGGCGAGGGUGGCGACGAAGUGAAGGACAUCCUGCUUCUGGAUGUGGCCCCGCUGUCGCUGGGCAUUGAGACCGUGGGCGGUGUUAUGACCAAGCUCAUUCCUCGCAACACCGUCAUCCCCACCAAGAAGUCGCAGACCUUCACCACCUACCAGGACCAGCAGACCACCGUGUCUAUCCAGGUGUUCGAGGGCGAGCGCGCCAUGACCAAGGACAACCACAAGCUGGGCCAGUUCGACCUCAACGGCAUCCCGCCUGCGCCGCGCGGCACCCCCCAGAUCGAGGUCACCUUUGAGGUGGACGCCAACGGCAUUUUGAACGUGGCCGCCGAGGACAAGGGCACGGGCAAGAAGGAGAAGAUCACCAUCACCGCCGAGAAGGGCCGCCUCAGCCAGGACGACAUCGAGCGCAUGGUCCGCGAGGCGGAGGAGUUCGCGGAGCAGGACAAGGCCGUCAAGUCCAAGAUUGACGCGCGCAACCAGCUGGAGACCUACUGCUACAACAUGAAGAGCACGGUGGAGGACAAGAUGAAGGACAAGAUUGACGAGGACGACAAGGAGGCGAUCAGCACCGCGGUGAAGGAGGCGCUGGAGUGGCUGGACGAGAACCCGGAUGCGGAGCCCGAGGACUACAAGGACAAGCUGAAGGAGGUGGAGGACGUGUGCAACCCCAUCAUCACCAAGAUCUACCAGGCCAGCGGCGGCCCCAGCGGCGGCGACUCGGACGAUCUUGGGGACCACGAUGAGUUGUAGAGAGGCCCAAUGAGUGUGUGAGGGAUGAAAUGCUAGUAGGGCAUGGGAUUAGUUGGUGCUGUGGCAGCAUUUCAUGAGCGCUCAAGAGUAUUUGGAGUAUAGAGUGUACAGUGGUGGCUAUCCAUGGUUCAUACCUUGAGAUUCCUCUGCACAGUUGGGCUAGUCAGCGGGUGUACACACAGUAACACGUUUGUAGCCCCCAUCGCAAUAGUGGUUUUGAUUGGUGCUGAUUGUUACUGACUCGCGGACAACAAUAAGUUUUCGGACGCAUUUUGUGAUUCCCCCUCCAAUGGGGUUGCUGGCACGCCCGUGAGGCAAACCAGUGGAUCUGCGACAAUUACAUACUCCCGUAUGGGAUAAACGAAUGAGAUGCCUGCUGCAGGUUGUCAGCAGGAGGGUGCAGUAUUGCGUGCGCUUGGUACGCUUGUAAGAAUUUAAGACAUCUACGUGAAGGUAACGAAAUGGCCUCGGA